Marasmius oreades (fairy-ring Marasmius) is the source of this 1857-nucleotide messenger RNA. RefSeq lists its product as uncharacterized. The transcript has 8 exons. The record is from RefSeq and is a predicted model, not a curated record. The coding region runs from base 1 to 1857 and encodes 618 amino acids. Gene Ontology annotation, biological process: ribosome biogenesis. Gene Ontology annotation, cellular component: small-subunit processome; Noc4p-Nop14p complex; nucleolus. Lineage: Eukaryota; Fungi; Basidiomycota; Agaricomycetes; Agaricales; Marasmiaceae.
AUGCCCAGUUCUCUCCCCUCUCCCGCGAAAAAACGCAAAACAACCAACUCUCAAAACUCCCAAUCUAUCCAAAAACUUGAACAGCAAAUUACCGAUGCCAUCAACAACAACAGCUCCCUCAACCCGCUCGUUGACCUUCUUGACCUCACUACAACAACGUUCACCGCAGAAGAAUGCUCGAAAUCGGUGUACGCGCUCUACAGGUCAUUUGUCAUGAUUAUCCGCAAGGGAAAGUUUGUCGUAGCGAAUGAAGAGAAUGAGAAAAUUGUAAAGACGUGGUUAUGGGAGCAGAUGAAUGGAUAUGUGGACGUCUUGACUGGAUUAUUGAAGGAUGAAGAGAAAGGGUUGAGGGUAUCUUCCCUACAAAUUCUUAUGUCGUUACAAAAAUACCUUUCUACCUCUUUCUCCGAACACUCUCCGUCAUCAUCGUCCUCCUCUUCAACUUCACCGCAACCGCAAUUCCACGCAUCACAUUUCCGCAAAAUCGUAAAUGCACUCAUCGUUUGCCCUCCGUCCUACCGAUCGCGAGGCGCAGGUUUGUCAGAAAGGGAAGAAGGACUGGUCGAUCUGGACGUUUUGGACGCGUUUCACGAUACAUGGCUCAGCGUUCACGACGAUAUCAGGUGGUUCUUUCUGCGAGAAGCCGGUUCAAUUAUAUCAAAAGUCUCUGUCAAAGAACACCCAUACGCGUCUCAGAACCUGUUAUCCUUCCUGGAGAAACUCACGACGUUCCCUACCGACUCGAGCGAGCUGAACGCGUGGUGGGUGGAAGAGAUGGGGAAGGCGCCUGCAAAGACGAAACGGCAGAAGAAGGCAGGUGAUGAAUCAGAUGAAGAAGAGGAUGAACCCCUUGCCGAGAAUGACGAGAACGACGAAGAUGAUUGGAGGAAGUUCUUUGAUGAGCCGGACAAAGGCAAGGAUAAGGACUCUAAAGCCAAAUUGAAAACGAAAUCUGAGGGAAGAGUUCAUACGCUGAAUAUCCACCAAUCCCUUCAUUCCCUACCAUCCCAUCGAGCGGUAUUCACGCGUGCAUGGCUGGCGUUACUCCCCAAGUUGUCCAUACCGGGUGAUCCGGAAGGGACGAAAUGUUUAGUUCUACGUGCGCUUAAUGUGAUGCAUAGAGGUGUACUUCCACAUUUGACGAGACCGGUGUUGGUAAUGGAUUGGAUUGGGGUGUGUGUUGAUUAUGGGGGAGUAGCAGGGCUCCUGGCUUUGAAUGGGCUGUACGCGCUGAUGAAGGAGUAUAAUUUAGACUAUCCCUCUUUCUACACACGUUUAUACGCGUUCCUCGACCGCGACGUUCUUCACCUCAAACACCGCGCACGGUUUUUCCGAAUGAUCGAACUGUUCCUUAGCUCGACGCAUCUACCAGCCACUUUAGUCGCAUCCUUCGUAAAACGCCUUGCGCGGCUGUCCCUCAGCGCACCACCGGCAGCGAUAGUAAUGAUUAUACCGUUCACAUAUAACAUGCUCAAAAGGCAUCCUGCAUUGAUGCCUCUCAUUCAUCGGGAUGGAGAGCCAGGGAACGACCCGUUCAACGCAUCAGAAAAGAACCCAUUCAUAACAAAGGCCAUCGAAAGCUCCCUAUGGGAGAUUCAAACCCAUGCAUCGCAUUAUCAUCCUUCGGUAUCCACACUUGUCAAGAUAUUUUCAGAGGCAUUUACGAAACAAAAGUAUGGGAUGGAGGAUUUUUUGGAUCAUACAUAUUCUACGCUGUUCGAAACGGAAGUGAAUAGAAAGAUCAAAAAGGAGCCUGCGUUGGCUAUGGAACAGGACGUGGAGGAGCGGAUUCGUGCAGGGUUGUUUGGCAAUGAUGGGGAGGGUAGAGACCUUGUCGGCAGCCUUUGGACGUUUUGA